AUGACAUACAAUGUUGCUUUAGGGUCUGACAAUCCAUUCUUCAUGAGAUCUCCUAGUAGAAGACAUCUUAAGAUGGUUCAAUUACAUGGGAGAGACCACCGAGGAGAUCUGUCCCUUCAGUUAAGAUGGUUCAAUUACAUGGGAGAGACCACCGAGGAGAUCUGUCCCUUCAUAGGUCCACCACAAUCAUUUCACCAGUAUAACAAUGCGUGUCCUCAUUAUACCAUAGAGAACUAUUUAAAGUACUUCCCUUGCGACGACACUGGGGUAAAUAGCUCAUUGAUGGUGCAUUUGAAGAUAGCUGGACCUUUCCUCAUACUUUUUACACUGAAUUACACAUAUCAUGAUCUAAACCAUGCGACUCAAGUAUAUGAGGGUGGUCAUGUAAUAGAUAACGAGAAUAACCAUUUAUUAGUUAGCGAGAAUAAUCAUUUAGUAGUAGUCGUUGGGUCGGGAUGUUUGAGAGGGAUUGAGUACUGGCUCUAUCUAAAUAAUUGGGGACCACGGUGGGGUCGCAAUGGGAGAGGCAUGAUUGCAAAAUGUUUUGUUCCACUUACGGAACGUUUUGCAUUCAUGUCCCUCCUAUAG
Striga asiatica is the source of this 588-nucleotide messenger RNA. NCBI's taxonomy places the organism in Eukaryota, Viridiplantae, Streptophyta, Magnoliopsida, Lamiales, Orobanchaceae. The record is from the annotation of a GenBank genome assembly.